AUGCAAUAAUUGUACAGCUAUUGAAAUUAUUUAGUGUCGAAAUGAAGGCUGCGACUUGGCAAAAAGAUUCUCACGGGCUUUUUGAUUAUGAAACUCAACUUCUCACAAUAGAAAGGCAUGCCAUAUUGAAAGAGCGGAAGGUUUACCGAUUGGGUAUGUUAUACUAUUAAUUAUUUAAUAGGUUAAGAGAUCAGUACACAUUCUCCGGAAACUGAAUAACAAGAGUGUCAAUAAUAUUUAACUGCAGUUCAAGAGAAGAACGAUAAGUUUUACAUCAAUCCUAGUGGAUGUGAUGAAAAUGAAAAUUUUUUAAUAGUUAGAAGUUUAAAAAAUAGUUAAGGAGCACAGAAAGUAUAAGUUGAUAAUAAAAAUGAAAGGGAUAUAAAAUGGAACCUGGAGAGAUAAUAAAAUUGGGGAGGAUGGAAUAUGUGAUAAUAGAAACCAGGAAUCAAGAUAACUUAAUUAAUAAAGCAAAAGGCGAAAUGCUAAAAGUAUAACUUGAAUAAAAGCUCAGGAUUUGUUUGAAAUAACUGCUUCGUACGUUACCAAUAAUUAAGCAACAUGUCGAUUUUGCUUAAUGGAGACACAGUCGAAGGAAGAUCCCUUCAUUUCUCCAUGCAAUUGUAAAGGAAGCUACGAGUUCGUUCAUUUUCGUUGUUUGAGACAAUGGAUUGAAAGCAGAUGCCAAAUAAAAUAGUUAAAUAGUGCACAAUCAUAUCGAUGGAAAUAGUAUAAAUAUUGACAUCCUAGGCAACAAUGUGAACUCUGUGAAUCCUUAUUACCUAUGAAGAUAAAUAUGGAAGACAGGGAACUUUCAUUGGACCUCAUACAGCGACCUUCAUCACCCUAUUUGAUAAUGCAAUCAAGACACAAAAAGGAGAAGAAGCACGGCAAAGCUGUUUAUGUGAUCUAGUUUUAAAAUUGUGAACCUAUAAAAAUAGUAAGUAAGACAUUAAUCAAUAGGGAAGAGGUCAUCAAUGUGAUAUACAGAUCUCAGAUAUCUCAGUUUCUAGAUUGCAUGCUUACAUGAAAUAUUAGGAUGGUGACUUCAUCAUUCUUGACAACAACAGUAAGUUCGGUACACUUGUGAGAUUGUUCUAGCCAUAUAAAAUUGAGCAAGAGAAGGUUGCUGUAUAAGUAAUAUUGUUUCUAAACCAUAGAUUGGACGUACAGUCUUAACAUUUGUAGUAAAACAGUAGUCUAUUGAGGAUAACAAUUGA
Molecule: messenger RNA, 1220 nt
Organism: Paramecium octaurelia
Lineage: Eukaryota; Ciliophora; Oligohymenophorea; Peniculida; Parameciidae
Source: the annotation of a GenBank genome assembly